AUGGGAAAGGAAUGGUAUUAUUGGGGUGGUGGAAAAACCUCCAAGAAAGGUGGUGGUGGUGGUGGUGAAGGAGGGAGAGAAAGAGAGAAAGACAAUGCUAAUUUAGGUUGCAUGUGUGCUGUAUUUCAGUUAUUUGAUUUCCAUCAGUUUCAGUUUCCUUUAAACCAUCCACAACAGUCUUCUAAUUUUCUUCAGCCCAAUUCCUUCCUUCGUCUUGAGGAUCCUCCUAUCCCAAAAGGUGUUGAAGCACCAAGGAAUAGCUUGGAAUUGGAAGAGGAGCCUUCAUUGGCAUCAUCAAAAGAUGAAAAUUUUAAUAUUCCAAUGGGUAUUCAAAUUAAAACAAAAGGAGUUCCAAAUAUUGAUUCAUCUUCAUCAGAAAUCAGCUCUUCUCCAGGAACCAAGACACCAAAUUUGGUAGCUAGACUUAUGGGUCUUGAUCUUCUUCCUGAUCAUCUUCCCUACUCACCAAGCCAUUCUUCUUCAUCAACUCUUGGCACACCAAAGCUUCCACCAAAAUCCCAUUUUCAGCACCAACGUUGCAGACCUCAACAACCACCUCACCAUAGCAAAAGAAGUAGCCCUCGUAGUUGUACUUUGGACCAUGAUUUUUCAGGCACUCGUUCUUUGCCUGAGACUCCAAGAAUCUCAUCAGCUAGAAGAUCAGAUGUAGAGCACCGUUUGUCACUUCAAAUCAACAAAGAAAAUGUAGGUGAAGACCUAGUGCUCUCUCGUUUCUCAUCUUUAAAAAGAAAAGAGCUGAAAGUUGAAGAAGAGAACAGAAGUCCAGGUCGCUAUGCAAGGCAAAUUGCGAAGCAAGUGAAAGAGAGUGUAGGCAGGAAAGUUGGCUUGGAUAUUACAAACACAGUGAGAAAUAGAGAGCAAACAAGAAGAAGAGAUCAAGAACUUGAGCUUGUUAGUCAAUACAAGUCCAAGAAAAUUCUCUCUAAAGCUCUAAGUACAACCAAAAUUGUUGACGUUUCAGCUAAUAGUCCAGGCAAGCAUUCUGUGACCACAACUUCUUGCUCAUCUAGACUGAAAUUCUUGGAACCCAAAAACAAGCCAAUCACAACUCUACCUUUUAAGGACCACAAUAAUAUUUCUCAUUCUCAGAAACCACCACCACCACCACCACUUCUGUCACAAAUUACCAAACCUUCAACAAAUCCAAAUUUGCCUCAGGUUCUGCAGGAUCAAUUCCAGCACCAGCACCGCCACCAACAGAGACCUUUCAAGAAGUGCAAGAAAGUGACUGAAGAAAAAUUUGGUCCACCGCCAUCAAGAAUCAUCAAGAAACCUCCAAAAACAUCAGAUAUUAUCAGAACCAAGCAAGGAGAGCCAUUUGUCCGUUCAACAUCAGCUUCAAUAACCAACAUUCCUGACAAGAAGUGCAAGAAAACCCCAUUAUCAAAUGACCUUAACAUCUCUCUCCCAAUUCUCCUUCCCGUCAAGAAAGACCCUACUCCUCCAGCUACAAAAAUACCUCAAAAACAGGUGUCAAAUGCUGCUCAAGAAUCGAAAUGGAGCUCACAGUUAUCUAGUUGUUCGAGCCAGUCGUACAAACAACCACAAGCGAUGCCUAGGCUCGAUGCCCGAGAAAACAACAAUGAGGAUAGGUCUAAUAACGGUGUCGCCGCCAAUACCAUCACCACCGGAGAUGGAGCAGCAAAAGAAGAAUAUGAGUACCUUACUAGAAUACUAAAACGUACUGGCAUAGACAAAGAUACCCCAGUGUCUUUUACUAGGUGGUUUUCUCCUUCCCAUCCUUUAGAUCCUUCAACUUUUUACUACCUCGAACAUUUUACCACACCUGGCUCCAUCACAACUUAUCAAAAUCGCACUUUGGACCGUCGAUGCAAUCGAAAAUUAUUGUUCAGUCUUGUUGACGAAAUUUUGGUCGGCAUUUUACGUCCGUACAUCAACAUGAAACCUUGGAGUAGUAGUACUAGGUUUGGCUUAGUUCCUCAGUACGAUCGAAUUAGUCACAUGAAUGGGUCGCAUUUGGUUCACAUGUUAUGUACAAAGAUUAGGAGCUUUCCUUGCGCUGAUUGUCAUGACCUCGAAGACAUUGAUGGGUUAAUAGGCAAAGACUUGCCCCAAUUGAUGAAGGAUCAAAGUGAAGUUGCUUUUGGAGAAGAAGGAGAAGGGAUUGUAAUGGAGAUAGAGAAGGAGAUCCCUUAUAUAAACUUAAAAUUGUCAAGGGAUUCUUUUAGAAGCCAUGGCCAAAAACUCGUAUUGAAUGCCAUUAGGAAUGACAAUGGAUCGAAUACAAAACGGAUACUUCCUGACAUACCCAAAUCAUCUUAUCAUAUGAUUUACAAGGCAAAAUUUAUGCCUGAUUAUCCACAAAUUAACAUGUUACGGUCUCGUUAUUAUACCUGGGAUGUCUUAAUUCCUUGUUAUGCGAAGGAACAACAAGUCUUUAAGGUUUUUGUUGAUAUCUCUGUCAUCAGAACUGGUCUGAGAGCUGUGACAGGACUCUGGAUAGAUAGAAGUGACAGGAAUAGACCUCAGCUGAAUAUUUCUGCUUCGUAA
This is a messenger RNA of Dovyalis caffra, 2532 nucleotides long. NCBI's taxonomy places the organism in Eukaryota, Viridiplantae, Streptophyta, Magnoliopsida, Malpighiales, Salicaceae. The record is from the annotation of a GenBank genome assembly.